This is a messenger RNA of Nicotiana tabacum (common tobacco), 2049 nucleotides long. Lineage: Eukaryota; Viridiplantae; Streptophyta; Magnoliopsida; Solanales; Solanaceae. The record is from RefSeq and is a predicted model, not a curated record.
AUGAAUAAGCCCUUCAAGCAGAGGGAGAUGGGAAACUAUUUGAAGAAGCAUAGAAUAAAACUAGCAGGGAUACUUGUAACUCGAGUGAAGGCAGCUAAGUUUACUAAUAGCCUAGCCAAAAUUGCUAAAGGAUGGAAGUUUGCUCAUAACUAUGCACAUGCUGUAAAUGGUAGAAUAUGGCUAAUAUGGCAUGAUGCUGCUGUUAAUGUUUCGAUAUUGGACAUACAUGGAGAAUAUAUUCAUUGUAAAGUUGUUGAUAGAAAGUCUAAUUUUAAAUGUGUAAUGACAGUGAUAUAUGGAAAGAAUACUAUAGCGGAAAGAAGAGACCUAUGGGCUGGACUUUUGAGGGUUGGAAGUGUUAUAAAUGAACCAUGGUGCAUCUGUGGUGAUUUUAAUACUCCCUUACACACUACAGACAAAACAGGUGGGCAACCAGUCACAGAAUACGAAACAAGAGAAUUUCAAAAAGUCUUAAACUCUCUCAACUUGACAGAUAUGAAAGCUUCUGGAAGAUUUUAUACUUGGACAAAUAGGCAUGUAUGGAGCAGAAUUGACAGAGCUUUAUGUAAUGCUCCUUGGAUCAUGGAAUUUGAUAUUGGCUUGAUGGAAAAGGAGAAGGAAGCAUUGGAUGAGCUAAAUAAGUGGUCGGACAUACAGGAAAAAAUUCUAAAGCAAAAAGCUAAGGCACACUGGAUAAAUGCUGGGGAUGGGAAUAACAGAUAUUUUUUUGCUUGUAUGAAGGCUAGGGCUAGUUCAAACAAUAUAUCUGUAUUAAAGGGAGGUGAUGGUAGAGUAUUGCAGAAGCAUGAUGAUAUUAAGGAUGAAAUCCUUCAGUUCUACAAAGGGCUCCUAGGAUCUACUGCUAACAGAGUGCCUUGUAUUGACUUGAAUAUUAUGCGACAGGGACCUAGUCUUACCAUGCAACAACAAAGGGAUAUGUGUUCGGAGAUAACUCAAGAGGAAAUCAAAGCUGCUCUCUUUAAUAUUGAUGAUAACAAGGCCCCAGGGAUUGAUGGGUUUAAUGCUCUAUUUUUUAAAAAAGCUUGGCCUAUUGUUAGAGAGGAUGUAUGUGAUGCUGUCCAGGAAUUCUUCCAAAGAUGCAAAAUGCUAAGAGCUGUGAACAAUACAGUGGUGACUUUGGUGCCAAAAUCUACUCAUCCAAAGACUGCGCGAGAUUUUAGACCUAUAGCAUGCUAUUCUACUCUUUAUAAAAUUAUAUCCAAAAUCAUCUCAGGAAGAAUCAAAGGUGUAAUUGAUGAAAUAGUAGGGCAUAGUCAGUCUGCCUUCAUACCUGGAAGACUUAUAUCAGAUAACAUAAUUUUAAGUCAUGAGUUGGUCAAAGGGUACACUAGAAAACACAUAUCUCCAAGGUGUAUGAUCAAGGUAGACUUGCAGAAAGCUUAUGAUUCAGUAGAAUGGUACUUCAUUGAACAAAUGCUUAAAGAACUUGGUUUUCCCGGAAAAAUGGUGUGCUUGGGUACAUUGAAGGAUGAGCCUGAGUUUAAUUUUCACCCGAGAUGCCAGAAGUUGGGAAUCACGCACCUUUGCUUUGCAGAUGAUUUGCUACUGUUUGCUAGGGGAGAUACCAAGUCAGUCCAGAUGCUUAGGGAUAGAUUUGCCCUAUUCUCUGAGGCUUCGGGGCUAAAAGCAAAUCUCAACAAAAGUCAAGUCUAUUUUGGAGGGGUAGAUGAGGAUACAAGAAUGAAUAUUCUGAACUUGCUGGGGAGGCUGCAACUCAUCAAAGCUGUCUUAUUUGGGGUUAAAGCAUACUGGUCACAGUUAUUUCUUCUGCCUCGGAAAGUGAUUAAACUGAUUGAGGCUACAUGUAGAAGUUACUUGUGGACAGGUUGCUAUAUGCAAGUUGUUCUGGGCUCUAAGACAACACAAGGAGAAAUUAUGGAUCACAUGGGUACAUACAUACUAUAUAAAGAAACUGGAUCUAUUCACUAUGGUGGUGCCAAAUCAGGCUUCAUGGAUGGAUGUGCUAAGUUGGAUGAAGUGGCAAAGAACCAUCUUGAACUGGGAAUUGGAGUGGCGAUGGGUUUCUGA